Siniperca chuatsi (mandarin fish) is the source of this 2543-nucleotide messenger RNA. It is a transcript of the gene dynlt5, whose product is annotated as dynein light chain Tctex-type family member 5. Gene Ontology annotation, molecular function: dynein intermediate chain binding. The record is from RefSeq and is a predicted model, not a curated record. Gene Ontology annotation, biological process: microtubule-based movement. NCBI's taxonomy places the organism in Eukaryota, Metazoa, Chordata, Actinopteri, Centrarchiformes, Sinipercidae. Gene Ontology annotation, cellular component: cytoplasmic dynein complex; cytoplasm. The transcript has 9 exons. The coding region runs from base 1861 to 2394 and encodes 177 amino acids.
CCUGUGUCUAUCAUUUCUUCAUGUUGGCAGGGUUGAUGGAUUGACCCUUUUUAACCCUGAGGGCUGGCCUUUGCGUCUGGCUGGGCAACCGAAGCCCCAGGUAGCCUUUGCGUCUGGCAGGGCUGUCAACUUCCCAGGUAGCGUCUUGCACUGGGCUUUUUUGUACUACCUCCUGAAUUUUGGCACGGUGGCUGGAUCGACCUUUCUUUCAUCCUGAGGGCCGUCCUUUGCGUCUGGCAGGGCCGGCGAUGCCCCAGGUAGCCUUCGCGUCUGGCAGGGCUGUCGACACCUCGUGCAUGGAGCCUUCACGUCUGGCAGGACAGGAACCUUUCAGCUUGGUCUUGUGGAGAGAGGAGCAGUUUGGAGUUUAAAGGAGUUCAUGCAGCAAGGAGAACCUGGAAAGCAACCCACCAACUUUUAUCUUACUCCAUCACCUGUUCACUGUGGACGGAGAAGGUAAGGACAAGCUUCUGACCUAGAAUAGGCUAUAAUAUAACGAAAUGCUAUUGUGUAAACUAGCUAUGUACUGUAUUCCACACCUGUGUAUUCAUAUAAUAUCACAUAUUUAGUCAUUCAAAAAUUGUUUGCCUCUCUUACUAACCAUCAUUUACUGUUCCCUCUCUUACGCCACAACCUGAGCUGCUGCUGUUCACUGUGGACGAAAAGGUGAGUCUGAGCUUCUGACAUGUUAACAAAGUGACUUAGAAUAGGUUAUAACAUAUAGACAAAGAAAGAAAUGCGUUAUUGUAAAUCAGUUUUUCCAUAUAGUAUAAUUAUCCAUACUUUUUCACUAAUUCAAAGAUUGUCUUACUAACCAUUCUUUAUCAUACUAUCUUAUUCCGACACCUGAGCUGCUGCUGUUCACUGUGGACAAAAAAGGUGAGUAAGAGCUUCUAACUUGAAGUCAAAAUGAUCUACUGCAUGUGCUACUCCUGUUUAGCUAUAUAUUAUCACUAAUUCAGUAAUUCAAGGUUAUCUUUAUUUGUAUAAAUUAUUUUAUAAUUCAUUCAGAGAUUAUUCAUCUUACCAACCAUUAUUUAUUUUUCUCUCAUCUUACUCCACCACCUGAGCUGCUGCCGUUCACUGUGGAUGAAAACAGAACAGGAUAUAAUAUAAGGACAGCAGAUACAUAUGAUAUCACUUAUACAAUAACUCCAGUUUAUUUAACCAUUAUUUCUAUUUCUCUACUGUACAUUACCACCUGAGCUGCUGCCGUUCACUGUGGACAAAAAGCGCCUGCUGUAAAGGUACCACUCUGACCAAGCGUUCCUGCAGUGCAUCCAAGGUUUCCUUGAUGACAAAGAAGAAUGCUGACAUCUGACCGACAGGACAAGCUGGAGAGCAGACAGAGACUCAACAUUUCUGCAGUACAUCCAGGGUUUCCUUGACAAGAAAAAAAUGUUCCCACCUGACCAGAUCAGAGGGACGGCUGACCACAGGACAAACUGGAGAGCAGUGGUUGUUUGUGUUUCAGUCAACUGAUGCAGUAAAUGAAUAACACAGUACACAGUGCAAAUGGACAGUCCAAGGUACAGGACAACUGUGUGUGUAUUCAGGCUGCAUUGGUUACAGUAUACAGACGGGGACAAAUUAAAGGAAAAGGAAAAACCUGAAUUAAUGUGGAGAAGCAUAUCAAAUGCAGACGCUUCAGGGCUCACUGAAUGGUUUGACUAUUAUGGGCGGUUGGAGCAGUGUAGUCAGCAGGAAGCCCUGUACGUGGAAACCCCUCCCACUGACUGCUGGCUCAUGGUUGCCAUGACAACACCAAGCUCUACGGGGCUACUUUGUUCUGCUCUGUCAUAGAGGUCCUGAAAUCGGUUAACAGCCUUUAAAGGCAAGCUAAAGGAAGGGGAAGCUGUCAUGUCUGAUCUACUUAAAGACAAAUCUCAAAGAAGAGAGAAGAGGACAGGCAAGGCGCUCUCAGAGGGAAGCCAUGGAGUCAGAGGCAAAGAAACAACUGGCAGACCUAAGGACUCUAUAAGUACUGCGUCGUGUAUAGAGGAACUUGGACACCAUGAUGACAAUGCUCGGAUGGCCAUAACAAUGGAGAACACCUAUCAGAUGGGACCAUACAAACGCUUCCCUGUUCCUGCUGUCACAGACAUACUGAAAGAUGUACUUACCAGCUACCUCCAAGAGGAGACAUAUGAAGUAGAGUGGUCUCAAAAAAUGACAAAAACAAUAUGUGAGGUGAUAAGAGCCCGUGUGAAAGACCUCAUGAUUCCCCGGUAUAAGAUUGUCGUCCUGGUCCACAUCGGCCAGCUCACUGGGCAGAGCAUGCAAAUCAGCAGCCGCUGUCUGUGGGAUGCAUCUAAUGACACUUUCGCCUCUUACUCCUUCAAGAACAGCUCUCUGUUUGGCGUGGCAACUGUCUACGCUGUUUACUUUGAGUGAAUCAUGUAGACAUUGAAUGGACUCUAAUAAGAACACAGGACUCACUUUAGUCAUGCAUUUCUCAGGAUUGCUGCUGUUGAAGAGUUCUUCAUCUAUGUUGUAUAUUUUGCCAUGUAUAAAAUGAUAAAACAAGAAUUUGUAACCAAAAA